AUGUCGGAUGCUGUAGACUUGAACGUCCAGCCCAGCGAGACACCCACCAACGGUCCGCUGCAGCCGUCUCGAACUGCUUCACGGCCUGUCACCGGCCAAAUCUGGGGAGGGAAUAGACGGGUGGACGUAGACCCUUCUCAACUCGAGGCUGGCUUAGGAAAUGGCGACAUCGAGCUCGAGGAAGUUUCAUACGAUCCCGGAUCCAGAGGUCAACACGCCUACAGCCAGGCAUCUCGUGCAUCCUUUCCUCGAGCCACCACCCUUCACGAGCCGAGUCUUACAGAUGCAGCCUCCGACCGCUUCAAGGCCCAGGACUCCGCAGUAGAGCUUCCUCGGAUCGCUGGCGUGCCAGAGGAUCCUCCCGAUACUAUUUGCAACAAGGCCGAGAUUGACAAGAGCGCGGAGGCCAGGGUCGGCAAUCAGUUCGACGACCGCAUUGCUACAUCAGAGGACCUGCAAGACCUACGCGAGGAGAAUCCGUUGCCUGGUCUCGAGGGCUCGCAGUAUUGGAACAAGAUCCGGUACGAAUACUUCUCCGUCUAUCGUCGUCUACACACGAUCGUCCUGGCGGCAAACCUCAUCGCUAUCUUCAUCCGGAUCUUCCAGACUGUCCGCGAUCCAAAGUCAUUCACCUACGGAGAUGCUGCUACCGCGGUAGCUGUCAACUUAUUCAUCGCCACUGCCGUUCGCCACGAGCACGCCAUCAACCUCUUCUUCCGGAUCUGCUGCGCCUUGCCUCACUGGACGCCUCUCUCCAUCCGGCGCCACGCGGCCAAGGUCUACAGCCAGGGCGGCGUGCACUCUGCUGGGGGCAUUAGCGCUUUCCUGUGGUACAUCCUCUUCUGCGCAUUGCUUCCGGCCCAGUGGCAGAGUGGAGCCCGAGUCGGCAAAGCGAUCAACAUUCUGACGGGGAUCAUGUUACUGGACCUCCUCGUCCUCCUCAUCAUGGCGAUGCCAUACAUGCGGGCCAAGUACCACGACGUGUGGGAGAUGUCCCAUCGCUUCGGCGGCUGGCUCGCUGUCCUGGUCGUGUGGGCACAGAUUUCCAUGCUCGUUCGUGAGAAGGCGGCAGUAACAGCACGUAGCACCGGCUACAUUCUCCUCACCCUUCCUGCGUUCUGGUUCCUCGUCGGAAUCUCCCUCAUGCUGGUCUAUCCCUGGCUUCGCUUGCGCCGCCGCAGAAUCACUCGCACAACACUCUCUUCUCACGCAGCACGCAUCCACUUCCCGGAACACAACCGCAGAAUGAGCACGUGCGCCGGUAUCCGCCUCUCCACCACCCCUCUUCUCGAAAACCACGGCUUCGCUACGAUCCCCGAGCCCCAUCGCGGAAAGGGCUACAGUGUCAUCGUGUCCAACGCGGGAGACUGGACGAAAAACCUCAUUCAAGCCAAAGUCGCCCCGGAGUAUCUCUGGACCCGCGGCGCCCCGACCUUGGGCGUUGCGCGCGUAGCUCUCCUCUUCAAACGUUGCGUCUUCGUGGCUACCGGUUCCGGAAUCGGACCAGUCUUGUCCUUCCUGCAGGUCCACCCCGAAUGGGAAUGUCGAGUCCUCUGGUCUGCUCGAUCUCCGGAAACCACAUACGGUCCCCAAAUCAUAGAAGCAGUGCUCGCAGCCGACGACAAAGCCGUCAUGAUCGAUACCACCAAGGUCCAAACGCGGGAACUUCAUGAUUUGACCUUUUCGUUGGUCAGGGAACUAAAUGCUGAAGCUGUGAUUGUCAUUUCGAAUCCGAAAGUGACGAAAAAGGUGGUUUAUCAGAUGGAAGCGCGGAAGAUUCCCGCUUACGGAGCGAUAUUUGAUUCCUAG
Molecule: messenger RNA, 1809 nt
Organism: Lecanosticta acicola
Lineage: Eukaryota; Fungi; Ascomycota; Dothideomycetes; Mycosphaerellales; Mycosphaerellaceae
Source: the annotation of a GenBank genome assembly